GGUGCUUAAGUGGAUCGGUCGCUUUACGCCCUCUGCUAAUAUAUUUUCACUAUACGAUAUAAUAUUGCAAAUGUACAGUUAUAAUUUGUGUAGAAAAUAUUAUUUAUAAUGUAUUAAUUAGUGUGAAUUUGAAAUAUAUUUGGACUUAAAGAUGGUUAAUGAAAUAAAAACAGUUUCCGGUGAUGUUGCGAAUAAAGAAAAAAAUGCAGUCGAUAUUGAUUAUGCUCUUGAUGUAGCUGGUCUGGGAUGGUACAACAUUCGCUACAGUCUCUGCCUGGCUCUCUUUCUCAUCGCCGUUAUCAUAGAGCCUUUAGGUUACGCAUACAUUCUCCCGGUUGCAAGAUGCGAUCUACAGAUGACGGAAACUCAACGUGGGUUCAUAGGUUCUAUACCGUACAUUGGCAUUGCACUCACGUCGUUUCCAUGGGGUUACGCGGUUGACACGCGGGGCAGGAAAGCAAUGAUAGUCCUCAGUUCAACAGUAGCAGGAUUGUUGGGUGUCCUAUCAGCUUUUAUGCCAGAUUUAAUCUCAUUUACUGCUAUUAAGUUCCUCAUGUCUCUCUGCCUGGCUUGUCCCGCUGCAGUGCCAUAUUCGUUUAUUGGCGAGAUCCUGCCCAGCAAGUACAGGGAUGUUACUCUAUCAGUAACCAACGCAAUGCAAAUAUUUGGAUCUGUUUUUGUACCUUUAUUGGGAUGGGCAAUCCUACCUCUCACAUUUAGAGUUGAUUUUGGCCUCUAUGAGUUCAAGCCAUGGCGUCUUUUAACUGUUAUCUACGCACUUCCGUUUCUAUUAGGUGCUUUAUUGAUGUAUUUUGGCCCGGAAAGUCCAAAAUAUCUCAUGUCCCAAGGCCGACACGAUGAAUCAUUAGAAGUAUUAAAGACAAUGUAUGCAGUGAAUAAAAAGAAAUCACCAGACGACUUUCCAAUAAAAUAUCUACGGAUGAACGAAGAUCUGAAGAAGGAAAAGCCACCGUUCUUCAAAUCUUUAGCCAUACAAUCGGCGCCAUUGUUAAAGCCACCAUAUAUAAAAUGGAUGGCGUUGAUAGGAUUUCUGCUAUUUGGAAUAUUCGCAAACUUAAAUGGUUUAUACGUAUGGUUACCUGCUGUGUUGAAUACCGUAUUAACUGGCGGAGGAGAAGGCCAAACAGCCUGUCAAGUACUUGCUCAAAAACAAAAUCAGACAGACGUUGGUGUGGAAUGCAUCGAAACAAUUGAUUCAUUGACCUUCAUCAUUAACGCCCUCUCAAGUCUUGCGUGUGCCGUUAUUGCAGUAGGAGUCAGCAGUGUAGUAAAGAUUAUUGGGAAGAAAACUCUCUUAAUAGUAUUUUACGCACUCAUAGGAUGCGUGUGUGUAGGCAUUAAUUUUGCGACGCAACAAAUUUUGUUUGCAAUUCUGGUGUCUUCGUUUCCUAUCUUGGGUCUGUGUAUUGGACCAGUUAACGCUUUCGCUGUGGAUAUUUUUCCAACGAAAUUGAGAGGUAUGGCCGUCAGUUUAUCUAUGAUGGUUGGUCGUUUUGGGUCUGUCAUCGGCAUGAAUAUUGCUGGAACAUUGCUAAGUGCUGCCUGUGAAAUCACGUUUUAUGGAUAUGGAGGAUUAUUGUUUUUAUGUGCGUUGCUGAGUUUUUUACUCCCAAGGCCAACGGUGCAGCCGAAGCAAGAUAUAAUUACUAUUUCAACAAGGUUGUAGGGAAAAUCAACAGGUUCGCAAAGUUAGCAGGCACUUUGAUAGGUGACACAUUUAAAAGAUGCUCCGACAUUGAGCGGGAUGUAAUAAGCGAGCACUUUUAACAGCAGCAAGCUUUAAUGUGAUUUGUGGACGUCAAAGUAUUAUUAAAAUAUCUAUAUGUCACGUAGGCACCACUACAAAUGUUAAUUAAGUAAUUAGAAGGUAAAACAAUCCUCAUUAUACACAGUAGAUUUUGUAUAUUUAAUGUGUGAUCUAUUGAUUAUGUACAAAUAAAUGUGAAAUAUAAAGUUUUAUCUCAUUGUUCCUUUAAUGAACAUCUUUCUAGCAAUGUUUGUGUUUUACUCACCUCGCUCGGUACCCAUGGGUGCCUAAUUUCUGUAAGAACGAUCUCAAUAGAUUCCUUUAUGAAAAUAUAACCGACUCCAAAACACACUAAACAUUAUUAACUUAAUUAUUUUUUCUUAUUUCAUUGUUUUACCAUGACAAAGGUAGUCUGUUGGGUACAGGGUGUAAAAAUUUAGAAAUACGUCGCCCGUAUUGGAGGUUGCGAGUGGGGAGAAAGGGAGGAGGAGGUGUUAUUACCCCCAAUCACUUCCACACGCCGGAAACAGUUAUUGAAAAUAUUUAAAUAGCUGGUUUUUUGGACAGCUCCAGCGCUACGGGAAAUGGAGCCCCUCCACCCUUGCGUACCAAAGCACAGGCAUUACGCAAGCCGUAGCGACUAAGGCUGGUUAAGUUAAGAGAGUUUUCAUCCCGAUAACCAAAAGGCCGGAGCCGCGGAUGCUAAAAUAAAAAUUUAAUAAUAAAUAUUUACUUGCUUCAAAUAAAUAAUGUUAUUUGCCUGGGGCCAUAGUCAAGAUGCCUUAACAGUAGUGUAUAAUAUAUAGAAAGUCGAAAUCUAAAUUUGUAUGAAAAUGACAGUUCGUAUCGACAAAUGUAGUUUUCGACUUCUACAGACUACUGUUAAGGUAUCUAGACUAAGCCCCCUUAUCUAUAUAAACAUGUGCAAUCGCAGAUAUUUU
Molecule: messenger RNA, 2709 nt
Organism: Pieris brassicae (large cabbage white)
Lineage: Eukaryota; Metazoa; Arthropoda; Insecta; Lepidoptera; Pieridae
Product: synaptic vesicle 2-related protein-like
Exons: 10
Coding region: 152-1687 (511 amino acids)
Biological process (GO): transmembrane transport
Molecular function (GO): transmembrane transporter activity
Source: RefSeq, a predicted model, not a curated record